Drosophila ananassae is the source of this 2115-nucleotide messenger RNA. RefSeq names its product coiled-coil domain-containing protein 40 (gene l(2)41Ab). Lineage: Eukaryota; Metazoa; Arthropoda; Insecta; Diptera; Drosophilidae. The record is from RefSeq and is a predicted model, not a curated record. Gene Ontology annotation, cellular component: cytoplasm. The transcript is spliced from 6 exons. Gene Ontology annotation, biological process: axoneme assembly. The coding region runs from base 1 to 1998 and encodes 665 amino acids.
AUGAGCAUAGCAGAUGCCAAUACAGAUCUAGAAGUAUUGCAAAAUGAACAUAAGCGCCUUACAAAAGCAUGGAGUGAGGUUAUUAUAGCAAUUCAACUAAGGGACAAAAUAUUAUUUCAAGUAAAAGAUACUAUAAGAAAGUACAGAGAGUCAAUAAAGCUAAAAGUAACUGGUAUUGAAGCUAUAAAGAAACAAAUUGGAAAGGAAAUGGAAUUAAAUAAAAAAUUGGACUCCUUCAAACAACGCUUAGCCGACGAUACCAACUCUUUGCGCCGUGACUGCCAAGAAGAAAAUGAAACGCUUCUUAGACUGCAAGGAAAACUUGAUGAACUACCUGUUUUUUUAAGCAACACUGAAUCUGAUCUUCAAGAAGCAAUGAGGGAGGGUAACCAUUUAAUUUCAGAAAUUCGAAAGAUUGACUUCUCUUUAGAUAAAUGCCAGCAAAGAAAAUUUAAAACUGAAGAAUCCAUAUUAAAAAUGGCUGAAGAUCAUCUUAUAACAGAUAAGGCUACUGCCUAUCGUUUAAAAUUAUUAAACAAGUCACAAGAACGUCGACGAAACGUAGACUUAUCGUUGUCAAAAGUACAAAACCAAUUGGCAUCAUCAAUGCUCGAAGUUGAAAAGCUUCGGAGUUCCGUUUUUAAUUCAAAAUCUUAUAAUAGUUAUAUAAAAACUAAUUUAAAUAAUGCUGAAAACAAAUCAUCUACACUAGAAAAUGAUUUGAAAAAAAUGCAUUCACAAAUUGAAGUAAAAAUGAAAUUAUUCGAAAAAAUUAGCAACAAAAUAGACAUAAUGCAAAAAAUUUUUGGUGAUGCUUCCGGGAGUCCGACUGAAAUAAAGAUAAAGCAAAUUGAAAAAUCCAUCCACACAGGAGAGUUACAAAUUCGAGAGCAUCAGCAAUUUUGGAUUAUGUUGCAGAACCAUUUCGUGAAUUUGUCUCAAAAAAGGAAUGACCAACUAAAUGAAAUCCAAGUAACUCGAAAACAAUUAUCCAUUAUUAAACAAAAAUCUCUGAAAAUUGACCAGGAGCUUGAAGUAUCAGAGAGUAAGACUAAGGACCUUAAACUAUGCAUCCAAAAAUUUACCUCAAAGUUAGAGCUUUUAAACGAAAAAAUAUACAAAAAAAGAAUUCACCAUGAUUUUGAAGAAACAGAAUUUGAACACGAACAGGCUGAACUUAGCCAGAAACUUAAGGACACUGAAUUUGGAAUUCUUAAGCUAGAAGGAGGCAUUACAGAAAUACAACAUGAAAUUGAGCUACACAAAGAUUUGGUUAUUGAAAAUCACAGAAAAGCUUUAUCGUGGGAAACUAAAUAUAAGCUACUUGAGGAAACAAUCCAAUGGACAAAGUCGGAACGAUCUUUAAAUGGGGAAAUGGGGCUAAUGAAAAGUGAAAUACAUCGAAUGAACAUUAGAUAUAGUCAACUGAAGAAAGCGCAGGAAAAGCUUGUUCAUGAUUUAGAACAUUGCGUAAUGCAUCGCGAACAAAUAUUUAUUAAUGCAUCAGUAAAAGAACAUGUAAAGACCAAAAUAAAAAAAUUAAAAAAUGUUUCUCAAAUACAAGUCAGAUUGGAUGAAGUUCAUAAUAGAGCAAAAAUAAUUCGAAAUGAAAUAGCAUUUUUGUCCGAAAAACGUUUAACAGAGGAUAUUAAUAAAAUUGAGCGCAUGAUUUAUAUGUUAAGAAGAAUUCAAUCUGAUCUCAAUGAUAUUCUUAAAGAUGAUUCUAAUAUUCGGGAUAGAAUAGAUGAAGGUCUUUUAGCAAAACAUGCAAACUUAGAACAAAUUAUAAGAAAACAAACAAGAGCCAAAAUAUAUCGAAAACUUAAUCUUGUCAAGUCCCAACAGAAAAUGGCCCGUGCUGAUAUGACCGUUCAACAACUGUUGCAAAAGCAAAAUGAACUCAAUGUUGUGCUUAAAGAGAUAGUUCAAACUCUUAUUAUAGACUAUCCAGAUAAAAAAUCUUUUUUUAUGAAAGUUGUUCAUGUACUUAAAGAAUAAUAUUUACCUGUUAAAGUACAUAUUAGUUAUUAAAUUCAAAAAAAAUUUGGUGUUUUAUAUGAGUGCAGAAAAACAGUUAUAUUUGAUAGUGCAAUAAAAACUGCAAGAAUAAUUAAA